CUCUCCGUCCAUUCCUCCAGAUGCUGACAAGCUGUUUGAGCACGACCUGGGUGCUCUGAACAAGGCAGCUCUGAACAGGAAGAUAGAGAGGGCAGGUCUGCUGAGGAACCUGGGCCCCUGCUGUAAGGCCCUCUGUGCCCGCAGGGACAUGGCCAUCAGACGGCAGCUCCUCAAGAACGAAAAGGGCCUGGCCAAGCAGAUGUACCCCAGUGUUCCUGUGGUGGACAGUGAGCUCUUCCAACUCAGCAUGCGUCUCUUCAAGAAGACUGUAGCCGCCGCCAGAAGCAACCAGCCCCCGUUGGGGCCCCCAGCAGGCCCAGAGAAGGCCGACAAGGGGCCACCGGGGUUGGUACCGGCAGCUUCACCGGUAGCCAAGCCCAGUACACCACAGCCCCCCGAGAUGUGUGUCUCCUGAGAGCGUGCGGGGCUUAUGGGUAAAAACAAACGCUGCAUGAUGAAACUGACCUGUGAUCAGAAAUUGAAUCAGCUCUGACUACUAAGCCUGCUCUGAGUCCCUGCCCCCUAACUCUAAACCCCGCCCCCUAAUGCUAAAACCCGCCCCCCUGCUAUAGCUUUGUUAAUCACAAGGAAAAAUCUAACAAAACGCUGAAACUCUUGUCAGUCAGCAGUGCUGUCAUUAUGGAAGACUGAUCUGAUCCGCAAGUACUGUACUGCUUCUACCAUAGAGACUAUUGGAGAUACUAGCCUAUGGAGGGAUUGAUAGAGGCCUUGUACAAUGUACUGUACCUUGAACUAGAAAUGACAAUGCUACAGGAAAGACAUGCAUUUUCCCGAAUAACACAGUUGUUUUUGUGCGAUUGGAUAUUUGUUGUCGGAGGGGGAUAAGUCUCCCUUUCGUAAUGCCGCUGAUUUAUUGUUUUUUGUUUCUUUUGUUGUGCAUUGGUUUUUAAGAUUAAAGUGGCUAGUUGUUCAUUUGUAA
Molecule: messenger RNA, 940 nt
Organism: Oncorhynchus kisutch (coho salmon)
Lineage: Eukaryota; Metazoa; Chordata; Actinopteri; Salmoniformes; Salmonidae
Product: zinc finger CCCH domain-containing protein 13-like
Exons: 2
Biological process (GO): mRNA modification
Cellular component (GO): RNA N6-methyladenosine methyltransferase complex
Source: RefSeq, a predicted model, not a curated record